ACCAGUGUCCUCUGCGCUCGAAAAUCGGGUCGUCCUUCAAACUAGAAACAGGACAACAAUUUUGAUCUCCCACACAAGAAAAUGGCAGGAACGAUUGCCCGUAAAGCUGUAGACCAUUUGAAAAGCAAGGAGUUCAGAGAUUAUUUGAUGAGCACGCAUUUCUGGGGACCUGUGGCAAACUGGGGUCUACCUAUAGCAGCCAUCUCAGAUAUGAAAAAGAGCCCUGAGAUUAUCAGUGGCAGAAUGACCUUCGCUCUCUGUUGCUACUCACUCGUGUUCAUGAGAUUUGCUUACAAAGUGCAACCCCGCAACUGGCUGUUGUUUGCCUGCCACAUAACCAACGAAACAGCUCAGUUAAUCCAAGGAAGUCGUCUCAUCAAAUACAAUCUUGAGAAGAAGUCAUCAUAAUCACCAAAUCGCCUACAUGCCAGAGCUUUGGAACUCCGUGUAAAAUGUGGCUAAUUUACUCUGAUCAAAAGUCACAUUUGGACAGAGUCUAGUAAUAAGGUCAAUUCUUGGGGUGUAUUUCGGCAGUGUAACAUUAAAGAAAAUGUUAAUAUCCAAUAAUUGAGUGAUUGAUUGAUGCCUUAAAAAUAUGUUUUAGUGCACAGCCAAGAUGGUAAAAUGGAACGACUACUUUGAACAAUUAUACAUAAUGCAGGUCUUGGGCAUCAAUAUUUGUAUUUUCUGAAUGUGUAAAACACAUUUACAUUACAUCACAUUUAAUUGAUAAAACUGUCACCCAUGCUAAUAUGAAGUUGAACACACCAGUAUGUUAUACAAGUAAAUAUAGGUAUACAUUUAAUAAGGUUAUUUGCUAUUAUUUGAUUCAAACUGGACAUCUCAUUUGUUGAUGCUGACCAAAUCCGUGUUAACAUAUUCACAUUAAUUUAACAUGUUUUUGUUAUUUGAUUCAUUUUCCCUUAAAAUGGAACAUGAUUUCUUCAAAUAAAAAACACUUUUUAAUGAUGAAAAAAAAAAAAA
Molecule: messenger RNA, 984 nt
Organism: Boleophthalmus pectinirostris (great blue-spotted mudskipper)
Lineage: Eukaryota; Metazoa; Chordata; Actinopteri; Gobiiformes; Gobiidae
Product: mitochondrial pyruvate carrier 1
Exons: 1
Coding region: 82-408 (108 amino acids)
Biological process (GO): pyruvate import into mitochondria
Cellular component (GO): mitochondrial inner membrane
Source: RefSeq, a predicted model, not a curated record